Messenger RNA from Hemicordylus capensis (graceful crag lizard), 705 nucleotides. RefSeq names its product dynein light chain LC8-type 1 (gene DYNLL1). Gene Ontology annotation, cellular component: cytoplasmic dynein complex. The record is from RefSeq and is a predicted model, not a curated record. Gene Ontology annotation, molecular function: dynein intermediate chain binding; dynein light intermediate chain binding. Lineage: Eukaryota; Metazoa; Chordata; Lepidosauria; Squamata; Cordylidae. Bases 245 to 514 code for a protein of 89 amino acids. The transcript has 3 exons. Gene Ontology annotation, biological process: cilium assembly; microtubule-based process.
CCGGCGGCGGAGGAGGAGGGAGGGAGCGGCCGGCGCGGGCGGCACUCGAGGCUGGGCGCGGGCGAGAGAGGAACGCAGCGUGGCCGAGCGGUUCUCACGCCUCCCCCUCCAGGGUUCGUUAGUGACGCGACGCCGGGCCAGCGAGCGAGCGUCGAGGGGUCCAUUUGCGCGUCCGCUCCGUUAACGUCCCUUCCCGCCGUCCUCGGAAACCGCCGCCCCGCGGAAGCAGCACCCCACGGUAACCAUGAGUGAUCGAAAGGCCGUGAUCAAGAAUGCAGAUAUGUCUGAGGAGAUGCAGCAGGACUCUGUGGAGUGUGCUACACAGGCCCUGGAAAAAUACAACAUUGAGAAGGACAUUGCUGCCCACAUAAAGAAGGAGUUUGACAAGAAAUACAAUCCUACUUGGCACUGCAUUGUGGGAAGAAAUUUUGGCAGCUAUGUGACUCAUGAGACCAAACAUUUCAUCUACUUCUACCUGGGCCAAGUUGCUAUUCUCCUCUUCAAAUCCGGUUAGAACAUGGGACUCUUCCACCCAAACACGCAUUUGGUUACAGGACUGCACGCUAAUUCCAAAUAGACUGAAGUCUUCAGCCUUCCCCAGGGAACAUACCUUGAUCUUCAAGCCUUUUGUUGUUUUAAUGGACAGGUACUACUCUGUACCAUUUGUGUUCUUGUUGUGACCAUAAAACAAUAGCAAAAAAUUAA